AUGAAUAAAGCAUUCGCCGAUUUUGUUAAUAAAGCUUUGGUUAUUCAUAAGGGACAAUGCAUACAACGGUUUUAUCUCCAAUUAGAAGGAUACAGGGCUAGACUGCCUUAUGUUUGUUGUUGGAUCCGCUUUGCUGUGAAUCAUUUUGUUCAGGAACUUGAACUCUGUAUUCCUGAAAUGACGUUGGAUUACUUACCGGAGCGUUUUGUCUUCACUUGUGAAUCAUUGAGACUAUUGAAGCUGGACUUGCCAGGCUAUGUUCUCAAACUCCGAAGAACUGUUACCCUGAUUAAUGUUCGAACUUUGUAUCUCAAGUCAAUGUCUUUCCGAGAUGAUAAAGUUAUUCAUAAGCUAAUAUCAGGUUGCCCAAAACUUGAGAACUUGGGCAUGAACAACUGCUCGAUGUAUGGCAUGAAGAUCCUGAAUAUUUGUUCACUAGAACUGCAGAAUUUGUCUCUAAUUGACUGUCAGAUCUACUCUUCUUGUGAGGUCAAUAUCUCCGUUCCAAAGCUCCAGUCAUUCCGGUACCACUGCCCUCUGACAGUGGCAGGAUCAAAUUAUGUAGAAUUUAAGAAUGUCGUGACAACAGUACCAAUGUGCCCACUCUUCAAUCUGAAGACUGUAAAUCUGAGGAAUGUUGUAGGUGUUAACAAGCUUGAUCUGGUGGGGUUUCUAGUCAAGAAUGCAGAGGUCUUAGAGAAGAUCGUCACUAUUUCUGCGGAAGGAGUCGCCAAGGAAAUAGUUUUAGAAGGGAUCAAAGGUCAUGCAUAA
Messenger RNA from Dioscorea cayenensis subsp. rotundata (Guinea yam), 771 nucleotides. Its product is annotated as putative FBD-associated F-box protein At5g56700. The record is from RefSeq and is a predicted model, not a curated record. The transcript is spliced from 2 exons. NCBI's taxonomy places the organism in Eukaryota, Viridiplantae, Streptophyta, Magnoliopsida, Dioscoreales, Dioscoreaceae. Bases 1 to 771 code for a protein of 256 amino acids.